AUGCCAAUUGAAGUUGAUCUAAGCAAAGCUUACCGUUUGCUUUAUGACGAAAAGCAGCCUGAAAAGGCGCUGGAGCUUUAUGACAAGGUAUUAAAACAAUCGAAAGAUAAUCUUGUUGCGUUGAUUUAUAAGGCUGCAUCACUGGAAAAGUUAUAUUAUAGCUCAAAAAGCUGGCACAAUGAAAUUACUUUAACAACGGCUAAUGAGUUGCUUAGUGAUGCUAUGAAGGUUGCUGAGCAAAGGGGAGAUAGAGCUAAGUUAGCGCUUGUGAACUUUCGGUUUUUUGUUCAUAUGUUCAACCGACAUGAUUAUUCUGCCGCUAAGACACAUUUUAAAAAGGCUAAGGAGUUAGGAUAUAAAGAUGAUACCUUGACAAUGUGGGAGACAAGUCUGGCUCAGAAAUUGGAAAAGUUAAAGCUAUCUGAAAAGGUGUUAGUUGAAUCCAAUAAGGAAAAGACCAGUGAAACCGAGAGGCAUGUUCCAGAAAAACAGUCUGAGCACAUGAAAGUUCGGACUGAAUGGUAUCAAAGUUCUCAGCAAGUUACCAUAUCUUUGUUCACAAGUUCGUUGCCAUCGUCUUCUGAAUCGGUAUCUGUGGAUUUCGUCAAUGAUACAGAAUUGGAGGUAUCUUAUCCCGUUAAUGACAUGGCCAAUUCCACAUUCUACAAGUCUAUCAUCUUGGCGCAUCCUGUAGAGCCAUCUUCUUAUAAUUUGACAGUAAUGAGGACGAAAUUUGAACUAACCUUUAAUAAGAAGGAUAAGAUUUAUUGGAAAGUAUUAGAGAGAGAUGAACAGCUAGAGAAUAAAGUGUCUACUAAACAGUUCUCUCAGCUCUCAGAGGGCAAUCAAUCUUCUACGCUCAAAUAUCCAUCAUCUUCAAAAAAGAAAAUCGAUUGGCAAAAAUUAGAUACGGAAGACAAUGAAGAUGAGCAGGAACAAUCUGCAGAUUCUUUCUUUCAGUCCUUAUACGCAAAUGCAGACCCUGACACUAAACGGGCUAUGAUGAAAUCUUUUAUUGAAAGUAAUGGUACCUCCUUAAACACUAGUUGGGAUGAGGUUUCGAAGGGUAAAGUGGAAACAUCAUUGCCAGAAGGUGUUGAAAUUAAGGAAUUUUAG
Eremothecium cymbalariae DBVPG#7215 is the source of this 1116-nucleotide messenger RNA. RefSeq names its product co-chaperone SGT1 (gene SGT1). Lineage: Eukaryota; Fungi; Ascomycota; Saccharomycetes; Saccharomycetales; Saccharomycetaceae. Gene Ontology annotation, biological process: protein stabilization. Gene Ontology annotation, molecular function: protein-folding chaperone binding. The record is from RefSeq and is a predicted model, not a curated record. The transcript has a single exon. Bases 1 to 1116 code for a protein of 371 amino acids.